Racocetra persica is the source of this 1066-nucleotide messenger RNA. The record is from the annotation of a GenBank genome assembly. NCBI's taxonomy places the organism in Eukaryota, Fungi, Glomeromycota, Glomeromycetes, Diversisporales, Gigasporaceae.
AGAGUGCCUUAUAUUCACCUUUGAACGACUAUGGGAGGAAGAAAAUCUGUUUAAAAUUUUGUUUGUAGAACCCAUUACCUUUCAAGGUCAGGAAAUUCAUUAUUUAGCUAUUCCUAAAGACAAUUUACGACCAAUACGAAGCUACUUAACCGAAGAAAAAGAAGACCAAGCAACUAUAACCGAUGAGGAGAAAAACAAUAAUUCACCAGAAGAUUCUAGUCAACAACCCAAAACCAGCAUUAAGCAGUCUGAAUUGGAAAGAGUUGCUUUCACAGUCGAAAGGAUAAGAGGCUAUUCUGAUUCCUCCAAUGCUUUCCGAAUUCACUUUACCGAAGAAAUUGAAUAUCAAACCACAAAAGUAAAAGGACUGGCUAUUUCUAAAACUCAAUCCGGAGAAAAUUUAAGCAAAAAACUGCAAAUUUUGGAAGCAGGGGAAAAGUUUGAAAUCAUUAUUGCAGGAGCCGGUUUGGCUGUUAACCAAGGCCCGGGUUUUUCUUAUUUGGAAGCAACUCUCGACAACAUUCGGGAAAUCAGAAAACUAGGAACAGAAGCAUCAUCUCCGGCCUCUAACGCAGAAACUAGUCAAAAACAAGUAGUAACCCAACUAAGUUCGCCUUCUAAAUUCAAAAUUUUAGAACUAACCCAGUUUAUGUUUGCUAAAGAAACCUUAGACAGCAAUGAUCCAGCCGCUAGAUUUAGUUUCCCGGUUCUCCUUAGUGAAUUAACUGGAUUUAAUGAUACUUUACGAGGAAAUCCUAAUCACGGUUACAUCAAGCCCUUAGUAAAAGAUCUUCUCCAACAACUUCACCAAAACAAUAAGAUUACUAAACGAAUUAUGGAAAGAUAUGAAGGUAGUUUGGAAGAAACACCGGAUGGCGAAGUAUCUAGUAAUCGUUAUGCUACCGUAGAAAGCGAAGAGGAAGAAAUUUCUGACUGGUCCGAUGACGAAUCCCUUCAAAAGCAUCAAGCAUUAAUUGCCGAGCAAAAGGAAGUUGGCAAAUUACUAGAUUCUGUUGAAAAAGACCGAGCCGAAGGAAAAUUAUCUCAAACUCAAAUUCAAGAAAAA